Fusarium graminearum PH-1 is the source of this 1569-nucleotide messenger RNA. RefSeq lists its product as uncharacterized. Lineage: Eukaryota; Fungi; Ascomycota; Sordariomycetes; Hypocreales; Nectriaceae. Gene Ontology annotation, cellular component: cyclin-dependent protein kinase holoenzyme complex; SCF ubiquitin ligase complex. Gene Ontology annotation, biological process: regulation of mitotic cell cycle. Gene Ontology annotation, molecular function: cyclin-dependent protein serine/threonine kinase activator activity; ubiquitin binding; protein kinase binding. The record is from RefSeq and is a predicted model, not a curated record. The transcript is spliced from 3 exons. Bases 540 to 884 code for a protein of 114 amino acids.
CUUUUUUUCUCUCCCCAUCCCAUCUCUCUUUCUCUUCCACCACAAGGACAUUAAUAUCUUGGUCUUUUCGUCAAAGAUACAACAUUGUCUUUUUCUCAAACUCUUGACUCUAACAUUUUCCCAUCGACUCGACUCCUUCAGCAGCUUUCUUCUGAAGCGAUCCCUGGCCGAACCGCUUCUAGACGACCCCUCGUCUCCAUAUCAAAGUUCCUUACCCCGGGAAAUCUUUGACCGCCUCCGAAGACCCAACCCAGCCUCGCGUUGCGCUGCGCAAGAUUUGAACUCUGCCGAUCUCGCGUGACAUCCAAAACAACAUACAGAUUUUUGCGUGUACCGAAUCGCGCCUCUCACCAACACAAUCCGAGCUGAAUCGCGACAUCGAAAGGAAUCGCUCUAUUGCCGAAGGAACCUGUUUUGACCCGCCCUCACCAAUCGAUCGGCCGAGCUCUUGUGCCCCUCCCCGCACCGUCGACAAUUUGGAGCUUUGCUCUCCCCCUCCCUCGUCAAAACUCGAAUAAACAACAAAAACCACAGAAAAAAUGCCUUUCGACAUCGACACCACCCGCCGGAAUAAGGCGCCUCGGCCUCUCUCAGACUCGGAACGCGCCCGCGUGGAAGAGUUUAUUGACUCAAUCCACUACUCGGCGAGAUACUCCGACAGCGAAUACGAGUACCGUCACGUCCAGCUCCCCAAAGCCAUGCUCAAGGCUAUCCCUAAAGAUUAUCACGACUCUUCAAAGGGAACCCUCAAGCUCUUGUGGGAGGAGGAAUGGCGAGCUCUUGGCAUUACUCAGAGUCUAGGAUGGGAACACUACGAAGUCCACGAGCCAGAACCACACAUUCUCCUGUUCAAGCGACCGCUCAACUUCCAACCACCUCAGUAAUCGACUAGAUCCCCACGACUCAGAUUUUCCCCCUUAAUGUAUCAUACAUAUUUAUGCACGGAGCCCUCGGUGCCACACUCGGAUCCUAGACGCAAGUUCGCAUGGUCACGAUUGUUCGGUCUGUUGAGAUAUAAAGAGAAAGCAAACAAAGAGACUUUUAUGGUUCAACACGCUCGCAAACGUCCCAUACAGUGUUUUGGCCUUGCCUUUUCCACACAGCUACCCCGAGAUGUCAAAGGAGGUCUCUUACCAGUCUCUUGGGUCCAUGUAUGACGUACAGACGGUUGUUUGGGCGACAGGGCGAGUGAUGGAUCGAGUCGACAAGUUGGAUCCGCCCAUGCAUGUGCAUGUCCCAACAACCAAGACAUGGGGUACAUUAUAAUAUGGAGUUUGGAUCUGGAACGAUCCGGGAAACGCGCCGCGUCGGUGUUUGGUUUGGUUGGGCAUUUCAACCUUUUUAUUUUUAUUUAUCCAACAUGUUUGUUUCAAUGUCUCUGAUUUGGAGGCGACUGGGAUUUUCUUCUAUCGGGACAAAAGAUGAUGAGUACAUCGCAUCUUGGCGCGGAUGAAAAGGAAGAUGUGCUCAGUGAUACCCUUUUACGAGGAAGAGCAGGGCUUAAUUAAGCAAGCAGAUAGAUGCAGGCAAGAAUAAAUGAUGAAGAUUAGAAACCGACUGAUUUAGGAU